AUAGUGGCACUUGUUUUUUUUCAAUCAAAACUUUCAAAAUAAUGACAGCCUUGUUGAUUGGAGGUAGUAAAGAAUGGAAAGGCUAUUUAUUAUUCUUAGCGCUCCGUGUCUAUGGCUUUAGAUUUCGAAUAUUACCUCAUCAGCCCCACCAAAAAUUUGCCCCACGAGCCGCCCCUGUGAUUUCUUAAUGAUUUUUACCACAUCUCGGAACUUUACAUAGCACAGGCUGUUACCCAUACAUCCCAUACAGUGUUGCUUCUAACGACUUGUGCUUGUCUAUGUAGAAUUAGAAAAGCAUUUGCUCCAACGUGAGCGUACAAGGAAGCAAAUAGCCACACAUGUUUAAACAGACGAAUAGAAGACAAAUGCAUUGACUUGAAAAACAACAGUCGACAACAUCCUCCUUGUUUGUGGCCAAAUCGGUGGAAAGUUUAAUCUAAUUAACUUACGGUUCGGAGAAAGAAAGAUGGCGACCAGGCUUGCAAUUGCUAUCCUGAUCAUCUUGCUUUUCUUGCAGAAUUUUGAUCACAGCGAAGGUUGGCGCAGACGUAGACGUAGGCGCAGAUGCUCCCCAUCAAAUUGUGCAGUAAGUGGAUGGUCAAUAUGGUCUGGUUGCUCCCAUUCUUGCGGAUCGCAUGGAACUAGAUAUAGGACAAGAUCUGUCACACGAGGUGCCUCAUGUGGGGGUUCUUGUCCCUAUGGUCUACGAGAGACUGUUUCAUGUAAUCGUGUUUGCUGCCCGGUCAACUGCGUGCAUUCAUGGGGUGUCUGGGGGGCCUGUCAAGGAUGCGGUAACAAUGGGCAACAGACAAGAUCCUUGGUAAUCACGCAAAACUCCAGCUGUGGAGGAACAGGCUGUCCAACAACAAGGUCCCAAACAAGGUCCUGUUUGCCUCCCAGGACAAACGUAUGCAGCUAUCGAUUGUCAUAUUCCCAUCGAUACACUGUGCAGGUCACAUAUGGUGCUUACACUAGCUACAGAACAUGUUGCAGCCACUUCCUCUGGUGUUGGAAAAAAUGCACGCGUUACAGGUGGGUAAGACGAUAUCGAUACGAAGUGCGCUACACAACUAGGUAUAAUACCUAUUAUCGCUGUUGCCAGGGUUGGCGGCAAGGUGCAUGCCUGUCGAGCUGCCUAAGCCCCAUAUGCAACAGUCCCGGAUGUGCUCAUGGAAAUUGCAUUCGACCAAACACAUGCUUGUGUCAUUCAGGGUGGACUAGCCCAUCACAGGGGUGCAAUGUUGAUAUCAAUGAAUGUGCAAAUUCAAAUGGAGGCUGUCAGCAACUCUGCACAAAUCUUCCAGGAACACACAGAUGUGGUUGUAACCGAGGCUACACGCUGAUUGGGUCUACACGUUGUCAAGAUGUCAACGAAUGUGCUACUUCACAUCGACUGUGCAGCUGCGAUGACCAACCGAACAAUCCAUCAUGCAUUGCGUCUUGUAGCAAUACAUUGGGAAGUUAUCGUUGUACUUGCUCGGCUGGCUAUCAAUUACUUCAUCAUGGGCGAUGUAUCGAUGUCAACGAGUGCAUGGCAAACAACGGGCAGUGUUCUCAUACUUGCACCAACUAUCCUGGAACACAUAGAUGCUCCUGUCACAGCGGAUACCAGCUCAACAGCGACGCAAGAUCAUGUUCAGACGUAAAUGAAUGUUCAACCAACAAUGGUGGCUGCGACCACAGCUGCAUCAACACUCCGGGUAGCUUCACUUGCCAGUGCCGAUCAGGAUAUACUCUCGACCCCAAUGGGCGAACAUGCUCAGAUAUUGACGAAUGUGGACUGCACUAUCAUGGAUGCCAGCAUAAUUGCAACAAUUUUCGUGGCGGUUUUUAUUGCAGUUGUAGGAGUGGCUACCGACUCAACAAUGACAAUAGGACGUGUAGUGAUAUAAAUGAAUGUACGGAAUAUCAUCUUUCUCGCGGUGGCCUAAAUUCUACAAUAUCUGGGUGUACGCAAAACUGUCACAACGUCAUUGGAACUUUCCGUUGCAGCUGCAAUCCUGGAUACAAACUAGCAUCGGAUGGUAAAACAUGCUACGAUGUGGAUGAAUGUUUAGAAGGAAGCCACAGAUGUCAUCAAAAAUGCCUAAACACCGUAGGAAGUUACGACUGCCAAUGUCUGCAAGGGUAUAAAGAAAACGCUGAUGGAUAUUCUUGCCAAGCGGUUUCAUGCAUCCGUCAUCCACCUGUAGUGAACGGUAGAGGAACGUGCUUCUUCGGGCAAGCGAACGAAACCUGUCAAUUUCGAUGUCUGCCUGGUUUUCAGCUUCGAGGAUCGCCGGAACGCCGUUGCCAAGCCAAUCACACGUGGAGUGGAUUUAUGCCAAUAUGCACAAGAAAGAACUGCAAGCCUAUAUCACCUCCACCAAAUGGGGGCAUUCAACUGCCGUGUUUAAACUACUACCAAGCGAUCUGUACCCUUCAGUGCAGUCAAGGGUUUUACCCCACCGGUUCUACGCAGCUGAUGUGCAGAGCGACUGCCAAUAACACGAUGUAUUGGCUGAACAAAGCGACUGAGUGUAAAGAAAUCACAAUAUGUGCACCAAAUCCUUGCAAACACGGAGGAAUCUGCAAUGCGAUUGGUUUGAAGAAAUACCAGUGCAACUGCCAACGAACUGGAUACCAAGGGCCGAAUUGUAACAGAGGCAUUGUGACUUUGCCUCUGUUCCCAAUAAUGUACGUUAAUAGAAACUACAGUUUUACUGUCAAAGCCAAGCUUGAUAUUGAACUGAGAAUACUGCUAGCACCUUAUGACGAAAACCUCUCGAUUUAUCCUAAAAAGCUAGUCUUCAAUCAAGCGAAAAAUUCCGCAAACUUCACUGUCCGAGCAACAAUUGCCGGACCUUAUGUCCUUUCUUACAAACUUUACGGCGAUAAUGCGGGUGUAUUUGAUGCACCGAUGAACAGCAUAGUAUUUUUCCGAGAAACAAAUAAGUCUAUGGCAGUAAACAUUAUAAACGACGAAGGGAUUCUUUCAAAGGGGUGUCAUUCUCAGAGCUCGGUUGAAAAAAGAACUGAUGGAACAAGGAAGGCAGGCUUGACUCUAUAUUCAACGGCUCCGUGGCAGCAUCGACCAAACAGCGAAUCAACAGAUGGCAUGGUCCUGAUUGACGUAGAAGGCACUAGCGGUCUACCUACCUCACUUGUCGGCUCUACAAUUACAAUCGAAAGCUUGACUAACAAUAAUUUUGAUGAAUUUGUCAACAAAUACAGAAGAAUCAGAAAUGUGAAUGAGUCAGUUGAAAGCAGAAUUCCACAAUGCAUCUCUGUAAUUCCUUCCAAUGAGUAUUUAGCUGAAGCUAUUGAGCUGAACUCUUUCGCCAAGACCGUAGCUGAAGGGGUAAACAGGCGAACGCCAUCCCUGUUAAAUAUUUUUGUGGAAAAAUCCGCCAAAAUUUUUGACCUAAAAGACCUCGUCGCAAACAUUUACUCUGGAAAUGAAGUCAAAAGGAUUUUCACUAAAUGCAGCAAAGUUCUGCUUGGUAUUGACGAAAAUAAAAAGUAUUUUGUAUUCUUGACGACACAGAGAGUCUUGCUGCAUAUUGCAGAGGAGGAGAUUGAUUUGAAGAGAGAUGAUGUUGUUUGCAUCUUUGAGUCAAUUAAUGGCAACGAGACUUUAAUUGGCUUCCCUGAUUCAGCAAGCGAAUCAGCUGUUUGGGAAUCUUUAACAGGAUUCGCAGGGAUUAUGAAAGGCAUCCACAUUUCAGCUGAAGACAAGAAGCAGAUUUACCGUGUCUUUGGAGAAUACUCUGCAGUACUAUCUACCAAUACAUUCAAGAUGGCCUUUAAACUCAAUGGCGAUAUGCUAAUGGAUACGGAUGAGGCAUUUGAAUUUUUCGUUGAUGGAGUUAAGUCAAUCAAAUCGAUGUCAGCGAAUGGAAAAAUAGAUUUGCAUGUCGAUGACAAUUUUAUGGGUGACAUCGAGAGGACAACAUUCAGCAGCAACGGCUCAGUUACAUUUAAUUCCACGGAUGAAAUUAUGGGAAAACAAAAAGUUGUCCUCGAACUUGAGAAUGUCUCUGGUAGGUCAUCGCGCUAUGUGAUGGCAGGAAGAGUCAAGCUUGAUAAGAAUGUCCAAAUGAAGUAUAUAAUAUGGGCUAAAGUCAGCGGUGGCUUGAUCCUCGGUGCCGUGAAUCUAACCAAUAGUGACAACAUACGCAGUGAAAUGCAUUCGCUCAAUGCAUCAAUUGGACUUUCUCUUCAAGGUGCAAUUACAGCGUACCCAGGGCUGCAUAGGAUAAUCAAUGAUGUUUUGAGAGACUUGUACCUUGCAGUCUCAUCGUCGGAGAGCUUGUCUCGGUAUUGUCAUGAAACGAGAGGCAAAGAGGCUCUUAAAUCGCUUACAAAACUUAAGAGGCAGCUUGAAAGGGUAGACAGACGACUACAAGUUCUGGUUUUGAAGCACAGCAAUAUGGUUGAUUUUCUCGCAUCAAAGCGUAUUUUCGAGAAGGUUUUUACAACCUUUCAUGUUUCGGUCGACAAAAUGGAACAGUGGUUUAAAAAGCUCUUCAAUCGAACGCGUGUUUCGCGAUCCAUUGAGGCCUGCUCUCUGUAUUCUAAAGGAACUCUUUGCUUGGCCCAUCUUUGCUUCAAGAACUGCCACAUUGAGAUAUUGUAUCAGAUCCCGUCAAAAACGAUGGCUGAGCGCUUUAACCUUGCACCAGAUUAUGAAAACGUGACAGCGGUCAUAGGAAAACUUGAAACCGACGCGAUGCUUGGAAAUCAUUUAAAAAUUCCAAAAGGCAAUCACAUCGUCAUCCUGAUAAACAAUACAAAAACAUACUCAGGGUUUUUCAAUGGAUCCAUGGAAAUUUUUGGGCGCAGCACUAAUGUUUCUAUUAUAUUCAACGACAACAAACUUGAAUUCUCAACCAAAGCAACACUUCCAGAUGGCUCCUUGACAACAGUCCAAGUUGUUGCAGAUAUAAAAAAUGUGAUAAGUGGAGAUGAGGUAGUUUUUAAUAUAAAAGGCUUCGUGGCAAACAAUUCUAUAAUCAUUGAAGAUAUAAACAAAGUUUUACACUCAAAGAUUCAUAUGGUAGCGCAAGAUGUGUCUGAAAGAUUGGAAAUAUUAGAAAAAGCGGUGAAUACGUCCAGGAAACACAAGAGUAAAGCAGAUCUCAAUGUGAAGAGGUUAGAAGAAUUAUUCAAGAAAAAAGCAGAAAGGGCCAAUCAAGUUGAAUCAGCAUUAAACAGAACGAAUUCUCAAUACCAGAACAUCAAGCUGGCUUUAAAUGCGAGGCUAAAACAUUAUGACAAUGCUGUUGAAAAUUACACGAAGACAAUCGAGCAAUGUGCACCAAAAGUGUGUUUAAAGAAAUGUGUUCCAGGUUUGGUGACGAAUAUUUGUUAUGAAGAGAGGUAUGAGCAUGUAACGACCCAAAGCUGCAUGUUGCUUUCCAAACAUUUGACAAGAACUGAAAUGCAAGAAGUUUCCACUGAAAAAUCCUACGUAAACUACUUCCCAAAAUACAACUGCUGGACGCGCUGCCCACCUUUAACUGGCUUCUUCAAGAAGGUUUUUGGUAAACGAAAGCGCAGAGGUAUCAUUAGUUUCCUUGCGAAAAAAGCUUUGGAGAAGGUACUAAAAACAGGAGGAGAAAAGGUUUUCGAGUAUCUAGGGGGAAAGGAAGGAGCAAUGGGGGCAAAAAUAGGUGCCAUGUUGCCUGGUCCUUGGGGAAUUGUUGGAAUGCUGGUAGGCGGAGUUAUAGGCAGUGCAUUUGGCAGCUGUGAAAAACUGUGUAAGACAACAAUGGUGCCCAGGGAAAAUUUUUACAUACAUUACGAGUCAGUAAAGGUUACAAAAGUCAUCGAUUAUAAGGAACGUCAGUGUGAUGAUGUCGUGAUUCGGCAAAAGCUUGGUUACAAAGAUGGUUUCGAAUGCUCUAGCUAUUCAAAUUGCUCCAAAAAUUUGGUGGAUGUGGAGUGCGUGCAACGUAAUUAUCACUGUCGAUCGCUCAGAGGAGUGCUUAAGGAGAAGAUCAAGCAUAUAUUAGGUGCUGGAGACAUGUUUGAGGACUAUGAAAGAUUGAGCUUGUUGAUUGAGAAUUUGGAAAUGCAGCAAAGAAUGGCGAUCAAGGAACGACGUAAUGUACAUCAAAGCUUUCUCGCUGCAAAAGCAAUCGCCUUGAAUUCUAAUUAUACGUAUUUGUUAUCAAUGAAGUCCUUGGCAAAUUUGAAUCAUAUUCUGGCAACAGAAAUGCAUAUUCUAGAGUUAACAAAACGUCUCGGUAGCCAUCCAGUCUCAGUUCAAAAUGGCCAUUACAAGUUUGUCACUUCAAAAGGAACUGUGGCAACAAACAUGAUUGCCUUGCAGAUGGAUGUCGUGAGAAAAGAUGGGCCCAACUCUCUGGCUAUAGCUUUAAUAGACUUUAAACGGAUGAAUGUCAGCAUAAGUGAAACAGUUAAUGAAAUUAUUAAAUUGAUUCCAAAUCUGAAAGCACGCAGAAGACGAUCGGUUGGUUCAGAUGCAGAAGUAAGUGUAUCUGUGGAUGAAAUGUUUCGCAAUGCGACCAAAACCAAAUGCAAACUGAUGGAGAGAAACAUUUUAUAUUUGUUUGAGAUUGCAAAUAUGUUUACCGUCGGUGUUCAUCAAUUUGAAAAGAGUAACCUAAGCAUUCAUAACGCAGAAUUGUCUGAACAGAACUUCACCAGAUCAACACAAGACAUUUUAGCAAACACUUCAGUAUGCCACGAUAAAAACAGCAGUUCAUGCUCCAGUGACUGGUUGGCCUCUCUUUACUCAAAUACCACUCAAGACUCGAACGGACUGGGCGGCUUUAAUAAUACGUGGGCUUCUCCUGACCAACUGACAACAACUGCCUUACCUGUGACAACGACUGCCUUGCCUGUGACAACGACUGCCUUGCCUGUGACGACAACUAGCCAAGAUGCAACCAAAGUGCCAGUUGAAUCACAAACCUUCAGUGACAUGCCGAAGAAAGAUUCAACAACGUAUACAACUGUGGCAUUUAAGGGGACAAAGUCGGCUGUAGAAAGUUUGGAAAAAGGAAUGGAUAAGAAAACAAUAUUGCUUAUUGUUGGGUUCACUAUUGCUGGAAUUAUUUUGUUUGCUGUUGUCAUUAUAAUUAUAAUUGCGAUGAGACGACGAGUGUCAAAUCAAAUCAAAGCCGAUAUGCAGAUGAAAACUUGGUACAUCGAUGACGAGAUUGAGGACAACACUCCAGACACCCACGAUGAAAUUCACAUUGGCUAUAGUUUUGGGAAUCCGAUGUACGAUAGUCAAGUAAAAUCUGCGGUCAUAAUGGAAAAUGAAAGAUGCGGUGUUGAAAAGACAUUAAGUGAAUGCUAG
Rhopilema esculentum is the source of this 7312-nucleotide messenger RNA. RefSeq lists its product as uncharacterized. Lineage: Eukaryota; Metazoa; Cnidaria; Scyphozoa; Rhizostomeae; Rhizostomatidae. Gene Ontology annotation, molecular function: protein binding; calcium ion binding. The record is from RefSeq and is a predicted model, not a curated record.